This is a messenger RNA of Homarus americanus (American lobster), 4464 nucleotides long. RefSeq lists its product as uncharacterized. The record is from RefSeq and is a predicted model, not a curated record. The coding region runs from base 1014 to 1814 and encodes 266 amino acids. Lineage: Eukaryota; Metazoa; Arthropoda; Malacostraca; Decapoda; Nephropidae. The transcript has 7 exons. Gene Ontology annotation, cellular component: extracellular region. Gene Ontology annotation, molecular function: chitin binding.
ACUAUUGUUAUCACUACUACCUGUACUAUUGUUAUCACUACUACCUGUACUAUUGUUAUCACUACUACCUGUACUAUUAUUACUCAUUAUUAUAACUAUCAUAAUUAUUGUACAAGUAUUAAUAAUUAUGAUGUCAUUUAUAUUAAUUACAGUGGUGGAUCCAGGGGAUUCGAGGUUGAGCAUUGACAUAAGACACCUGGCAUUGCAUUAGACUAAAUAUCGUCAAGUUAAUUUUAACAUGUACCGAGACGAACUAGAACACAUUCCUGGUUAGUGGUAUACCAUUUGAAUGGGAUUUGUGUCCUAUGUCAGGUACAGGUAAAUGACCUCUAUAUUAACACCCACCUCUGGUCAGUCGGUGUCAAGUUGUCAACAUUUUAAAGGAACCACCAAGUGAGAGGCCGUAGAUGUAAGGUGACAGGAGUUACCACCUCACACGACAAGGGUUACCACCACUGACACCAGAUUAAGAGAGGGGUGGAGGUUAGGGCAGGUGAUCACUUGUUAAUACAGUACAGUACAGUAGUAUUUAAAUAAAAUGUGAAUAUUUUCAUUGUAAAAAUUGUUUCUGUUAAUUUUUUCUUCUUGUGACUCUUUCAAUUCACUCAAAAUCUGACCCCCCCCCCCUCGUAAAAUCCUGGAUCUGCCCCUGAAUUACCUCAACCUUGUGACACACUUUCAUAUGUGUGUGCCACUAUCACCUACAAGAGCGGCAGUACUUUUAUGGUGUUACAUAAGUGUAGUGUAGGUGUUGAUAUCUCUCAACACCAGGGUGUCAAUGAGGUUGUCCCAGCUGACACCUACACAUUACUUGUAUAACUGAUACUCCACAGUGCACCAAGGUGAGAUAUUUGACGCAGGUGGAAAUUGUCAAACUGGCAUCAUAUGGCUGGAAACAGAUUAGAAGGAAUUAUUACUCUCUAAUACAAUAGGUGUUAAUCAACAUUACACCCAGGGGUGAAAUUUAAGAUAUGAGAAAAUGGACUGUGUGUUUAUUAUAGCUGAUUGUUGUUAUGCAGCAAUUUGUGGGAGGGGGAAAUUGUGUUGGGAUUAACAUGGGUGUUCGAGGUUUGUGCAUGGGUGUAUAUAAGUGGGCUGCACUCGUCUUCCUCACCAUAGCUUUGACAGGACACCAGAAGCUCCAAGCUGUCAUAGGAACUCUCUCUUCCAUCAUUCCUGACUCUCCACCAGCCAGUACCACCACCACUGCUGCCAUGAAGAUAGUGUUCAUCUCAGUGACUGCUGCCCUUCUGCUGGUUGGCUAUGCCCCACACUUCAGCCUGGGCGAUUGCAGUCAGCCUGCCUCAUGUGUAGGAAAAGAAGAGAACGUGUACGCCCACCCUGAGUGUGACUGUAAGAGGUACUACACUUGCAGAAAAUCCGUCUCUAGUGAUAAGAUGAUCAAACGAGAACGCCGAUGUACGGGCACUAAAAUAUUUGAUACCACGACAAACAGGUGUAUUACAGCAGGUAAUGAUAAUUGCCCAACUCCCCCACCAGUAACUACUAUAGAACCUACAACAGAAUCUGCAGACACCACUGCAUCAGGAUCUACAGACACCGCUUCAUCAGAACCUACAACCAACAACAGUGCCCCUACAUGUGAACAGCGAGAGACUUGCUCAGAUGGAGAAGAUGUUUACGAGUGGCCAGAGUGCAAUUGUCAGAGGCAUGUUUGGCAAGUACAGUACUUCAGUAAUAAAAUAGUGUUGGAGAUGAAACAUUACCUGUUUGGUGGUGCCCAGGCGAGGUGCAGCUUGUCCUCCCUGCAACACACGUCCUCAGAGGUCACCCAAACACCUACAAAAUCAUAAAUGCUUGGUGUCGAGUCAGUCACUCAGUAGCAGUUCCCGGUCGGCGUCGAGAGGUGACGGACGUGUUUCAGGCUGGUGGAGGAGACGCACGUGCUAAUGUUUGUAAACACAGAGGCCAGGGAUGACGCAAAGGCGGGAAGAGAUAACACUGAUAUGUCAAUUAAGUAAACAAGAGAGAGAUAUAUCGUGAGAACUUCUGAUGCUGUGAUUGGCUGGCUGCUCACAUCAUUAAUAAGUAUGAUGAGAUUCAAGAGUAUACACACUUAUAGCCUCCUGGUAAUCCGCCUGGUAGCUGCAUGGUCGACCCUCCCACCACCUGUAGUGUCUGCCUCACCCUUACUGCACAACGCCACACACACCCAAGUCACGCCAACCACCCAAACUCCAUGGCGUCCUUAUAAUCAAGAUAAUGCCACAAUCAUGCUUAAUAUGAGCAUUAUACAAGAUAAUGAAUACUUGAGAAAUAUUAGUCAGAAUUUUAUGAGAGUUCUGAAGGAUAAAAUCAUGAACAUAUACAAUGGAUCGAACAUCAUCCUGGGCGGGAAAAAUGACGUUGGCGCGAAAUAUGAAACUGGCGGGAAAACUGAGACGCACAUUCUUAAUUCUGCCGCUUUGACAUUAUCCCAGAACGACACCAGACCAAGCAACGAGUCUCACAGCUACAACAACGAGGCGUAUAUUAACGAAACGAUGUACGGCGACGCAACAGAAGACGACGAUAGCUACUAUUGGAACGACACAAUGGCGGAUAACACGACUGGCAACUUUUCUGACGUGUUCAAAGUACACUCCAAAAUCUACAGGUUCCAGAUGAUCAAGGUGUGUUAGUCUCGUUGUUGUUUGCAGGUGGGAGUGUUGUGUACGGUGAUGUCGGUCAUCAUACUGUCUACCUGCAAGAUGCUCCUUCAGGUGUUCGCUCAGUACGCCGGCAGGGAGAAGCCCGAGGGGGAACUGUGAGGACCUCCUGAUGGUGGCUGAUGGAGGCGAGGGGUGAGAGGCCCUUCUGUGUGUAGCGGUUCGUUCAGAUACUCCUGUGGUGGCUGACGGAGGCGAGCGGUAAGGGCCCUUCUGUCUAGCGGCUCAUCCAGAUACUCCUGUGGUGGCUGACGGAGGCGAGCGGUAAGGGCCCUUCUGUCUAGCAGCUCAUCCAGAUACUCCUGUGGUGGCUGACGGAGGCCUUUGAGGUCUUAUAUGCUCUGUGGUUGGUCGUACAUGUAAAGGAUAAUAUUUUAUACCCUGAUAGAGAGAAGUCUUCAGGAGAACUUUCAUGUGAUUGGCUGGCUCUCAAGAGUGACGACCCUCAGACACCUGGCAAACUGUACUGUGAUUGGUUGUCUUCAUGAAAUAUAAUGUCCAAUAAGAAAGUCUUCAGUCGACAGGAAUCAUUUUACAGUGCUUUGAUUGGUCGUCUUCAUGCAAGCUGAUAUCCAAUAGGAAAGUCCUCAGACGACAUGUAUCACCCUCAAUGGUAUUUUUGUAUUGCGUUAACUUUCUUCUUCUGUGCACAGUAAUUUCUAGUGAAGUAUAUAAUUAUCUUUAGUUUUUACAUGUUAAAAAUUUGACCUGUUUUUGUUGUUCAAUUUUCUCUAACUUUAUACCUUGGUAGUAUAAACACCCCAGUACAUAUAGGGAAUCUCAACGUGACGUCAUUAUUUGUUUAGGCUGGAUCUCGCAUACAAGAACACAAUAUUUGAAAAUUACCACGAACAUUGACACUAAACCAUUUCUUGUUCGUACAACUCCAACCAGUAUAAGUUCUUAACCUAAUUGAACCGAAGCUAAUAAUCAUAGAGUAAUUUUGAUUCGUUUAGGUUUGAAAAGUUCGUAUUAUCUGCUUUAAAUAAGAAAUAAUGAAUGGUCUAGUACUCAUCUUCGUGGUACUUCCCCAACAUUAUACAGUUCCCCCUCCCCGUGUGUAGAUAACUAAACCAUCAGUCUUCACAAUUUAACGACUUCUUUGAGCCUCGGGUUUUAUGGGAAGUAUAUGUCUGUAUAUACAUAAUGGUACAUAUUCUAAUAUAUCCCUUUCCUCUUAUAUAUGUGUGUGUGUGUGUACGUUUCUAUAUGUUACUCUGUGCGUGUAUACAUGUUUGUGUGCGUAAAAGUGUAGGCUAUGUAUGUGUAUAUAUAUCUGCGUUUGUUUUAUUGUGUGUAAGGUGUAGCAAACCUCAUAUCGUAAAGUAAAGGGUUGCUAUCUUGCAUCCAGAGAAUCCUGAAGUCAACCCGCCUGUGAAUUGGUUCAGUGCCUCCUUAGUCAAUGUCCAGUACCCACACUCACCCACCCCCCUCCCCACAAUAGUCCGUCACGUAUAUGAGAGCUAUACUAUUACUUUUGACUGUGUGUUUGUGUGUGUACUGUCCUGACGUGUUUAUACAUGUGUAUGUGCUGGGCUGACAUUUAUGUUUGUGAAUAAUGAGUUUGUGUGUUUGUUUUGUGUUUAUAAUUAGUUUGUGUAGAUGUCAAUGUGCACACGUGUAUGUAUUUUGAGUGCACGUUUCUGCGUUUGUGUGUUUAUAUUUCAGCAAAUAAUAUAUAUUCUGUUAUAUAACUUUCUUACUACUUAUGACAGACAAACGCAUCACUAUUAAGCACCACCAAGAUUGCUGGGUUAAUUAAGUAUAUACAGUAUAUAUAAAAACAAGUAUAUAA